This is a messenger RNA of Exophiala viscosa, 1674 nucleotides long. Its product is annotated as ATP synthase subunit alpha, mitochondrial. Bases 1 to 1674 code for a protein of 557 amino acids. The transcript has 5 exons. Gene Ontology annotation, molecular function: ADP binding; proton-transporting ATP synthase activity, rotational mechanism; ATP binding. Gene Ontology annotation, biological process: proton transmembrane transport; proton motive force-driven ATP synthesis. The record is from RefSeq and is a predicted model, not a curated record. Lineage: Eukaryota; Fungi; Ascomycota; Eurotiomycetes; Chaetothyriales; Herpotrichiellaceae.
AUGAUGUCAAGGAACGUCUUGCGCCAGUCCGGCCGCAUUGCCGGUGCCAUUACAGCAUCAGGGAGAAUAGCUGCCUCCCGUGCCGUCACCCCUGCGCCAUUCAAUGCCGCCUCCAAACAGAUCCGAUCGUACGCUGCCGACGCCAAAGCUUCCCCUACCGAAGUCUCCUCGAUCUUGGAACAGAGAAUCCGUGGUGUACAAGAGGAGGCAGGUCUUGCUGAAACCGGCCGUGUUUUGUCCGUCGGUGACGGUAUCGCCCGUGUCCAUGGCAUGAGCAAUGUCCAGGCCGAGGAAUUGGUCGAAUUCGCCUCCGGUGUCAAGGGAAUGUGCAUGAACUUGGAAGCUGGUCAAGUCGGUGUUGUGCUUUUCGGUUCCGAUCGUCUCGUCAGAGAAGGAGAAACUGUCAAGCGUACAGGCCAGAUUGUCGACGUGCCGGUCGGCGAGGCCCUUCUUGGCCGUGUCGUUGAUGCCCUCGGUAACCCAAUCGAUGGCAAGGGCCCAGUCAAGACCACCGAGCGAUUCCGAGCUCAAUUGAAGGCUCCUGGUAUCCUUCCUCGACGAUCCGUCAACCAGCCAGUCCAGACUGGUCUCAAGUCUGUCGACGCCAUGGUGCCGAUUGGUCGAGGUCAGCGUGAGCUGAUUAUUGGCGAUCGUCAAACUGGUAAGACUGCCGUCGCUCUUGAUGCCAUGUUGAACCAAAAGAGAUGGAACAACGGCAACGACGAAACCAAGAAGCUCUACUGUGUCUACGUGGCAAUUGGUCAGAAGCGAUCAACUGUCGCUCAGCUUGUCAAGACUUUGGAAGAGAACGACGCUAUGAAAUACACCAUCGUCGUCGCUGCCACUGCUUCCGAAGCCGCUCCCCUGCAAUAUAUCGCUCCUUUCGCCGGUACUGCCAUGGGUGAGUGGUUCAGAGACAACGGAAAGCAUGCUCUCAUCAUCUACGACGACUUGACCAAGCAGGCCGUGGCUUACCGACAAAUGUCUCUCUUGCUCCGUCGUCCUCCUGGGCGUGAGGCUUACCCCGGUGAUGUCUUCUACCUCCACUCUCGACUUUUGGAACGUGCCGCCAAGAUGAGCGACAAGCACGGUGGCGGUUCUUUGACUGCUCUUCCCAUCAUCGAGACCCAGGGUGGUGAUGUAUCUGCUUAUAUCCCAACCAACGUCAUUUCCAUUACCGACGGCCAGAUCUUCUUGGAAGGUGAAUUGUUCUACAAGGGUGUCCGUCCUGCCAUCAACGUCGGUCUUUCCGUCUCUCGUGUCGGUUCUGCCGCUCAACUUAAGGCCAUGAAGCAAGUCGCUGGUUCCUUGAAGCUUUUCUUGGCUCAAUACCGAGAAGUCGCUGCUUUCGCGCAGUUCGGUUCCGAUCUCGAUGCCGCCACCAAGCAAACCCUCAGCCGUGGUGAGCGUCUGACGGAACUUCUCAAGCAGAAGCAAUAUAGCCCCAUGGCUGUCAACGAGAUGGUUCCUCUUAUCUACGCUGGUGUCAACGGUCACUUGGACAGUGUUCCAGUCGGCAAGAUCCUGCAAUGGGAAGCUGACUUCCUCGCACACUUGAGAACUGAUCAAGCGGACCUCCUUCAAACUAUCGACAAGGAGGGUGCAUUGAGCAAGGACCUUGAGGGACGGCUGAAGGAGGUUGUCCAGAGCUUCACCAAGAGCUUCACCUCAUAG